Molecule: messenger RNA, 516 nt
Organism: Prorocentrum cordatum
Lineage: Eukaryota; Dinophyceae; Prorocentrales; Prorocentraceae
Source: the annotation of a GenBank genome assembly
AUGCCCGCGGCCGCCCUCGCGGGAGCCGUUGCUCCGUGCGCGCGGGCGGUCGGCCGCACCUUGGCGGGGUCCGCCAUCCCGGCGGCCGCCGCCGCCGGGAACCGCCGCAGUUUCGCCGCCGAUGCUUUCAGGCCCCCAGAGAUCCGCGGCCUGGGCGCGCCGUUGCCAGUCGGCGGGCCGCCGCGGCUGCGGCUGCGGGGCCUUCCUUUCCACGCAACCGCCGACGAUGUGCGGCGGUUCUUCCGCGGCUUCCAGCUCGCGCCGACGAGCCCCCGGGGCGCGGACGUCGAGCUCCUGAGGGGCCACGCCGGGCGGCCCACGGGGCAGGGCUUCGCGUAUUUCGAGGACCCCGUGGAGGCCAUGCGGGCCGCGGACGCCCUCCACGAGAGGCCGUUCCGGGUGGACGGCACGCGGGUGUACCGCGUCGACGUGUUGGAGGAUUUCAAGGGCAGGGCUAUCGUGAAGGAGGAAGAUCGGGAGGAGGGGAAGCUCAGGACAAGCUCCGGAAGGGAAUGA